GUCUUCCCUCCCACUGCGUGCAUGCCCCCCUACGUCCCCCGCAAACGUCUCUCCUCCGAGGAUCCGCCCGCCGCUAAACGUCAUCAUGCGACGCCCUCCAUUGCAGCCGUAGUGGAAGACACCGACACCGAGUCCUCCCUAAGCGAUGUGCCCGACGAGACCCCCCAGCCUCCCAAUGACGGCAAGAAGACCCCCAAUGAAUCCGACGGGGAAAGCAGCGACUCCGAUGAGGUCGACUGGGAGGACGCGAUCGAGUCUAAGCCCACCAGCGCCACCCCGAUGCCCUCCAUUCUCACCCACGAACACCAGGACCUGGAAUUGACCCUAGAUAAGAACGAGAUCCACCUGACCGACCUGCUCGAAGGCAAAAAGGGCCCCUCUAAGAUCGAACGCCAAAUCCGUAUCCAGACCCACUGUCUGCAUGUACAAUUCCUGCUCCACCAUAAUGCCAUCCGCAAUAUCUGGGCCAACGACCCGAAACUCCACGAUAUCCUGCGGCGCAAGCUCCGCCCCGCCAUACAUGAAGAGGUCAAGAAAUGGCGCAUCGCAUCCGGCCUCGAGGCCCCCGAGAAACCCCCCGAGAAGAAGUCCAAGAAAGGCAAAGGGAAGCAACGGCGUCAGUCCGAGCGGGACUGGGCGGAGGCCUCAUCCCACCUCGAGCCUGGAAAGCCGGAUAUGAGCUCCGGGGACCCUAUUAUAACCCUUCUUAAAAUACUGGCCGCCUACUGGAAGGGUCAGUUCAAGGUGACUGCUCCGGGGUUGAGGAAACACGGCUAUCGACCCAUGGCCCAGCUGGAGGCGCAGAUCACCUCCUUCAAGGAUGAUAACAACCCCGAGCAGCACGGGGAGAGGAUCGCGGACAUCGAGGAGUUCCGCCACGCAGCAGAGCAUAUGCAAGGCUCGCGCGACGUGGGCGCUCAGCUGUUCACUGCGUUGCUGCGCGCCCUCAAUAUCGAAGCUCGCCUGGUCGCCAGUCUGCAGCCACUUGGAUUCGGAUGGACCAAAUCAGAGACCUACACGCCCAGUUCCAAGGCCGACACAGAGCCUUCAACAACCAAGAACGCGGAGACCGAAGAUGCAAUGGACCAGGCGUCUGACAGCAGUGAGAAUGCGAAGUCCACACCAAGCAGAUACGACACGGACCUGCCCUUCCCAAUUUACUGGACAGAAGCGGCCUCGCCUAUCACAAACCAGAUCAUCCCCGUGGACCCGUUAGUCCUCCGCAACUCUGUGGCCACGACCCCCGAGCUCCAAGCAGCCUUCGAGCCCCGGGGUGGCAAAGCCGACAAAGCCAAACAAGUGAUCUGCUACGUGAUCGCCUACUCCUUGGACAAGACCGCCAAAGAUGUCACCACGCGCUACCUCCGCCGCCGGACCUGGCCCAGCAAAACCAAAGGCUACCGGAUGCCCAUUGACAAGAUCCCCAUUCCCGGCCGCAAGGGCAAAUUCAUCGAAUACGACUGGUUCCGAGUGAUCCUGCGCCCCUACGAACGUUCCCCACCGCACCGCACCGCCAUCGACACCCUCGAAGACGCCAACGACCUCUUGCCCAACCAGCCGGACCGCAAACCCGCCAAAGAAGGCGAUACCCUGCAAAGCCUGCGCACCUCCACCGAAUUCGUCCUCGAACGCUUCCUCCGCCGCGAAGAAGCCCUCAAACCCAACGCCCAGCCCGUCCGCACCUUCACCAGUGGCAAGGGGGCCAAAUCCAAAACCGAAAACAUCUUCCGCCGGAAAGACGUCCUGAAAUGCCAAUCUGCCGAGAGCUGGCACAAAGAAGGCCGACAGAUCCAACCGGGCCAAACCCCCCUGAAACACGUCCCCAUCCGCGCCGUCACCCUGCUCCGCAAACGCGAAGUCGACGAAUACGAGCGCGAGAACGGCCAAAAGCCCAAACAGGGUCUCUACGCGAAACACCAGACCGAAUAUAUCAUCCCCCCGCCAAUUCGCGACGGGGUCAUCCCUAAAAACGACUACGGGAACAUCGACUGCUUCGUGCCGAGCAUGGUGCCGCGCGGGGCGACGCAUAUCCCCUGGCCCGGUACGGUGCGCGUGUGCAAGAAGUUGGGGGUUGACUACGCGGAGGCAGUCACGGGGUUCGAGUUUGGGUCGAAGAUGGCGGUCCCCGUCAUUCAGGGGGUGGUUGUCGCGGCGGAGAAUGAGGACGUGGUGAAGGAUGCGUGGCGGGCGGAUGAGGCGGAGAAGCGGAAGAAAGAGCAACGGAAGGCCGAGGCGAAGAUCUUACAGACUUGGAGGAAGUUUUUGUUUGGGCUGAGGAUUGCCCAGCGUGUUAGGGAGGAGUAUGGUGGUGGUGAUGCUGAGGAGGAUGCGCAGAGGGAUGCGCACAACCCGUUUACGAGUCGGCAGACACGGGGUCGAGGGAACGUGGAGCGGAUUGACGAUCAAGAUCACGAUCACGAUCGAGAUCGAGAUCAAGAUGAGGGUCCUGAGGAUCGCGGUGGGGGGUUUCUUCUGGACAGUGAUUCCGCCGCGGAUCAGGGCGGUGGGUUCCUUCUUCCGGGAGAGGAUGACGGAGAAGAGGAUCAUACUGCAGAUCAGGGUGGCGGGUUUCUUCUUCCUGGUGAAGACGGUGAGGAGGAUGAGGGGUUGGCUGUGGAUCAUGGCCAUGAUCGUCGUCCGCAGCGUCAUGGACCUGGGUCUGCAUCCGCGUCUGCGUCUGCGUCUCGCCCGGUUGUUCUUGAUACCGAGGACGAAGAUGAAGAUGAAGACGAACCAGACGAGAUUGAUACCCCCGCAGACGAAGGAAACCAAGAAGCGAUCUCACUGAGCUCAGCCUCAGAAUCGCUCUCGCCGCCUGUGGAGAUCCCAGACUCGGAGGAUUCUCCGGUUUAUGAACCGCCCCCGACACGGACAACACGGAUGAGCACGCGGAGGCGCACAAGAGGGGGAGGUGGGUGACUUUGAGAUCAUAAUUUCACAUUGUCAUGUUUUGCGUAUAUUGCAUGCAUGCAUGCAUGCAUGCAUGUCUAGCGUUAGUGAGAUGUACCAUUACCCUUUACCCUUUAGAUACAGAACCAUGUAAAGAG
Aspergillus heteromorphus CBS 117.55 is the source of this 3047-nucleotide messenger RNA. Its product is annotated as Rad4 family protein. Lineage: Eukaryota; Fungi; Ascomycota; Eurotiomycetes; Eurotiales; Aspergillaceae. Gene Ontology annotation, biological process: nucleotide-excision repair; mismatch repair. Bases 22 to 2919 code for a protein of 965 amino acids. Gene Ontology annotation, molecular function: single-stranded DNA binding; damaged DNA binding. The record is from RefSeq and is a predicted model, not a curated record. The transcript has a single exon. Gene Ontology annotation, cellular component: XPC complex; cytoplasm; nucleotide-excision repair factor 2 complex.